Staurois parvus is the source of this 268-nucleotide messenger RNA. NCBI's taxonomy places the organism in Eukaryota, Metazoa, Chordata, Amphibia, Anura, Ranidae. The record is from the annotation of a GenBank genome assembly.
UUAGGCAGCAAGAUUGGAACUUUUAGGCAGCACUGACUGGCAAUGAUAGGUAGCACUGACUGCCAACACUGACUGGCACUGAUAGGCGGCAAUGAAAGGCAGCUCUGAUGGGCACUGAUAUGUGGCAUUGAUGUGCACUAAUAGACACUGACAUGUGCCAUUGAUGUACACUAAUAGGUACUGGUAUGCGGCAUUGAUGGGCACUGACAGGUGGCAUCAGGGCCCUGAUGAGUGGACAGAAUGCACCACCGAUUGCAGCACCACGUGG